AUGAAUAAAUUUCUAAUUUUAGCAGAACUUAUUCAUUUUCUUUCAUUUGUGUUGCUCUAUUAUAAAAUAAAAAAAACUAGAAGUUGCUUAGGGAUAUCUUAUAAAACUCAAGAAAUAUACCUGCUAGUAUUUUUAACAAGAUUUUGUGAUUUAAACAUUCAUUUUGAAAUUAUAGAUUAUGUGCUAAGAAUAUUUUACUUAACAUUCACAGCUCUUUUAAUUUAUACAAUAAGAUUUUAAAAACCAUUUAGUUUAGUAUAAAAUAUUUGUAAAAUUAGACAUAUUAAAAAGAAUAAGAUUAUUCUUAAUUCUAUAAUUACAUAUACCCAACAGCGAUUGUUCUGACAUUAAUUUUUCAUACAGGAACUUCAUUAACGUAAAUAUGCUAAUCAUUUUCAAUUUGGUUAGAAGCCUUAGCAAUUUUACCAUAAAUGAAUUUAAUGUAGAAAAUUUAAGAUGUCGAGAAUUUAGCAGGAUAUUAUGUAUUAUGUUUAGGUGUGUAUAGAGGGCUUUAUGUUAUAAGUUGGUAUUGUAGAGUAUUUCAUGCUGGUUGGUGGUGUUCAACUACAAUUUUCGGAGGAACAUUAGCAGUUAUUAUCUAUUCAGAUUUUGUUUAUCUGUUUUUUAAGAAUAAAGGAGCUUUUAAAGUUUUUGUAUGAGU
Messenger RNA from Paramecium sonneborni, 661 nucleotides. The record is from the annotation of a GenBank genome assembly. Lineage: Eukaryota; Ciliophora; Oligohymenophorea; Peniculida; Parameciidae.